CUUGAAUAGCUCCUUUCUCAUUUCCUAGUAAAUUUUUUUUGGACUGUUGUUCUUUCACUUCAACUUGAAAGAAACUUUUUUUUUUUAUUUUCCAUAUCCUGUAAUCUUUUCCCUUUUUUCCUUGCGUAACCAUUCAACUGAUCUAAAACAAUGUCAUCCAUACCCAAUAAUCGACCGACUGUCCAGAGUAAUCACCAAAUUGAGAGUUAUCUGUCAGCUAGAUCCAAGCCGACCUCUGAAAAAGAAGAAAUUGAGCGACACCAUCAAGAAGACGAUCGAGUGUCCGCCGACUGUGAAAAAUCUUUUAGUGAAGAACAGAUUGAGCAUGUUCCCGAAGGCACCGGAUCGCCCUCCAAAGCCUUGUUUAUGUUACUGAAGGUUUUCGUCGGUACAGGUGUGAUUUUCUUGCCUGGCUCAUUUGUUUCAGGUGGUCUUAUCUUUUCCAUCUGUCUCAUGGUAUUCGUUGCUUGUCUGUGUCUUGUUGCUUUCCAGCUUCUCGUCAAGGUGCAACGCCUGAUGGGCGGUUCGUACGGUGACCUUGCUUAUGCGCUUUACGGUCCUUGGCUACGUUAUUGCGUCCAGUUCUUUUUGUGUCUCUCGCAAAUGGGUUUCGUCGCAUCGUAUCUGAUUUUCAUUUCUGAGAACAUUGGCCUCGCCGUCCAAACCUUGUCAAAUUGUUAUUCGCCUUUUGAGGCUAAAUACUACAUUUGGAUGGUCAUUGCCAUUGUUAUCCCUGUCACCUGGACUCGUAAGAUUGUCCGACUGUCUUGGUUUGCGAUCAUUGCCGAUGUCUUUAUUCUUUUCGGUCUUAUCUGCGUCCUGUACUUCUGCUCGGCUCAAAUCGCUCACAACGGUCCUGGCCCCAAUAUUAAAAACAUUAAUCCAAAUGAUUUUGCUCUCAUGAUUGGUACCGCCGUGUUCUCUUUCGAAGGCGUCGGCAUGGUCGUGCCUAUCGUUGAAGGUAUGAAGGAACCCGAAAAAUUCCCUCGUGUCUUAAACAUUGGUAUGGUGAUUGUCGCGGUCAUUUUCAUUCUCAUUGGCACCAUCGGUUACGUUGCCUAUGGUGAAAAUACUCAAGCCAGCGUGGUGGCCAAUCUUCCCAGACAACCGUUGUCGGUCACUGUCCAGCUGUUGUAUGCGAUAGCCAUGAUCCUUACUUGUCCAUGUAUGUUGUAUCCUGCUCUGACCAUCAUUGAACGUGGUAUCUAUGGUCCCAACCGCAGCGGUCGCACAUCCCUCAAGUACAAGUGGGGCAAAAACUUUGUUCGUUCCAUGAUUGCCAUUGUUUGUGCCGCCGUCAGUUUCGGUGUCGGUGCAGAUAGUCUCAACAAGUUUGUCGCGCUGGUCGGCUCUGUAGCUUGUAUGCCACUUUGCUUCAUCUUCCCUGGUAUGUUCCACUAUAAAGUGGCCAAUAAUCGUUGGAAGAAAACCGGCGAUGUGAUCCUCACUAUCUGGGGUAUUGGUAUCAUGAUCUAUACCCUCUAUGUCAAUAUCAACUCUUGGGUUCAUCCCGCCCCCAGUGCCCCCGCUCCUGAAUGUAUUCCUGUACAACAAUAAUCGCAGUCAUUCAAUCAUCUCCCCGAUAUUUCGUUGAUCGAGUAUCUGUUUCCGCCAGUAUGAUUUGUAAAUAAUACUUUAUGUAAAAAAAACCAAAAAGACAACAACAGCAUAAUACACAUCAUCCAUUUCCUUUGUGGCCUCCUCAAAAAGUUGCCAUGAUUGUAGUUGCAAUAAAAAAAAUGUUAGAGCGA
Radiomyces spectabilis is the source of this 1751-nucleotide messenger RNA. Its product is annotated as transmembrane amino acid transporter protein-domain-containing protein. The coding region runs from base 151 to 1557 and encodes 468 amino acids. Gene Ontology annotation, molecular function: amino acid transmembrane transporter activity. Gene Ontology annotation, biological process: amino acid transmembrane transport. The record is from RefSeq and is a predicted model, not a curated record. The transcript is spliced from 4 exons. Lineage: Eukaryota; Fungi; Mucoromycota; Mucoromycetes; Mucorales; Radiomycetaceae.